AUGAGUCAGCCAGACACAAGCGGGGACUGCUCGUUCAGCGACUUGGAUGAGCUAGUGAAGACCCUGCAGCUGGCCGUUCACAUCCCCACCUUCCUCCUGGGCCUGCUGCUCAACCUGCUGGCCAUCCGUGGCUUCAGCACCUUCCUGAAGAAGAGGUGGCCCGAUUAUGCUGCCACCUCCAUCUACAUGAUCAAUCUGGCAGUCUUUGACCUGCUGCAGGUGCUCUCCCUCCCGUUCAAGAUGGCCUUGUCCCCGGUGCGGCUUCCCUUCCCAUCCUUGUGCACACUGGUGGAGUGCCUAUACUUUGUCAGCAUGUAUGGGAGCAUCUUCACUAUCUGCUUCAUCAGCCUGGACAGGUUCUUGGCCAUCCAGUACCCGCUUCUAGUCAGCCACCUCCGGUCGCCCAGGAAGAUCUUCGGCAUCUGCUGCACCAUCUGGGUUCUGGUGUGGGCCGGGAGUAUCCCCAUCUACAGCUUCCACGGGGAAGAGGAGAUACUUAGGUGCUUCCACAACAUGUCCAAUCACACCUGGAAGGCCAGGGUCUUCUUACCUCUAGAGGUGUUUGGAUUCCUCCUUCCCAUGGGCGUCAUGGGCUUCUGUUCCACCAGGAGCAUCCACAUUCUGCUGGGCCGUCGAGACUACACACAGGACUGGGUGCAGCAGAGAGCCUGCAUCUGGACGAUCGCAGCCAGCCUGGCCGUCUUUGUGGUCUCCUUUUUCCCGGUCCACCUGGGUUUCUUCCUGCAGUUCCUGGUGAGGAAUGACUUUAUCAUGGAGUGCAGAGCCAAGCGCAGGAUCAGCUUGUUCCUGCAACUGUCCUUGUGUUUCUCCAACAUCAACUGCUGCCUGGAUGUCUUCUGCUACUACUUUGUCAUCAAAGAAUUCCGCAUGGGCAUCAUGGCCCACCGUCCUUCCAGGGUCCAGCUGGUCCUGCAGGACACCACACUCACCCGGGGCUAA
This is a messenger RNA of Carlito syrichta (Philippine tarsier), 960 nucleotides long. It is a transcript of the gene GPR55, whose product is annotated as G protein-coupled receptor 55. Gene Ontology annotation, biological process: positive regulation of Rho protein signal transduction; phospholipase C-activating G protein-coupled receptor signaling pathway. Gene Ontology annotation, cellular component: membrane. The transcript has a single exon. The coding region runs from base 1 to 960 and encodes 319 amino acids. The record is from RefSeq and is a predicted model, not a curated record. Lineage: Eukaryota; Metazoa; Chordata; Mammalia; Primates; Tarsiidae. Gene Ontology annotation, molecular function: G protein-coupled receptor activity.